This is a messenger RNA of Mesorhabditis spiculigera, 1200 nucleotides long. Lineage: Eukaryota; Metazoa; Nematoda; Chromadorea; Rhabditida; Rhabditidae. The record is from the annotation of a GenBank genome assembly.
AUGCCCGACGCAAAUCAACCGCUCGAAGACGAAGACAGAGAAGAAAGGAAAAAAGACGAUAGCGAGGACAAUAAACCCGAGCUGACCCUGCCGAUGAUGAUGAACAUUCAGCAACUCCUCUUCAAAAACCUCCAACACUCCGAAUUCCUGAUGCACCAGCAGAAGCUCGCACAGGCCCAGUUCCAGCUCCAAAUUGGUCCUCCGCUAUUCCCGAUGACGCGACCUCACGCUCCCCACCCAUUCUCCAUCGCAAAUCUCACCUCCAACCUGAGACCCGAGGAACCGACAGCGAACGAGCAACCAAAGGAAGAAGCAGCUGAGGUGGUGCCGGUGCCGCUUGGUCUUCACGAGCCACGACCGGGGAUGAGCGAUGCUGUACGCGGGGAUACACUCGACGGCUCGCCGGACGGGAGCGCUAGUCCUGAUGAGAAUGGAAAGCGCAAGCAGAGGAGAUACCGUACCACCUUCAGCGCCUAUCAACUGGACGAGCUGGAAAAAGUCUUUGGACGUACACACUAUCCGGAUGUAUUCACUAGGGAGGAACUUGCUGCACGCGUCAACUUGACUGAAGCCAGAGUGCAGGUGUGGUUCCAAAACCGUCGCGCCAAGUUCCGCAAGCAAGAGCGCACUUCUCACCAUCCGUACGCGCAUCCGGGAGCUGGUGGACCAUUUGGGGCGGCCAACCCAAGCUUUGCUGAGAAUCGAUGCUCCCCCUCCUCCCGGGCGGCUUGGCCCCGGCGGUCAUCAGCCGUAGCCCAUCCUCCCCCCCGCACUGAGGGCCCAUCUCCGACCAGCCCCGCUCCACCUUCACUGCUUCCGAACCUUCCUCUACCAUUGGUGUCUACAACCACUGCCGCGGACAUGAACCCGCUGCGCAACUUGUUGAUGGCCGGUGGGUUGCCGGGGAUGCCCGGACCCGCGGCUAUGAUCUACAUGCAACAGAUGGCGGAAGCGUUGAAGUCGCUUGGAGUCCCAAGCAGCCUUGGCAUGAUGUUCCCCGGAUUGCCACAACCAAGACUCUCCACGGAAUCUCCAGAAUCCCCGAAAUCACCGCCCUCCUUGGUGAUCCCCGACCUGGCGGCCAUCCUCGCCAAAGCCAACGAAGCGGCCAUGUCGGCCCCCGCCGCCCAAACAUCGCCCCGGCCACCACAGUCGCCUGCAGUAAAGGAAGAAUCCGACGAACCUCAGGACAAUUUGCAA